This is a messenger RNA of Dentiscutata erythropus, 1464 nucleotides long. Lineage: Eukaryota; Fungi; Glomeromycota; Glomeromycetes; Diversisporales; Gigasporaceae. The record is from the annotation of a GenBank genome assembly.
AUGGAAAGUGAAAACAUAGAAUUAGUUGAUAAAAAAGAUGUAAUAAAUGAAAAAAAUAUUGAUGAAAAUAGUGAAGAGAAAGAACGCGCUAUUAAAAACCUUCGAGUAACUCAUUCAUCACCUUCAGAACAACGUGAUGAACUGUUACAGUUCAUAGUACGCAAAGAACAUAAAAUUUUGGAACUUCGUGAAGAGUUGAAACGUCACGAAGAAGAAUUACUAUUAUUAAAAAAACAAUGGCAAGCCAUUUCCUCCGAGGAUAUAAAUGCUGAAAAUACUUCCUCAAUAUUUUCGAUUCCGUCGAACAUUUCUAAUAAUAUUGAAGUUACUGGGUUUAUGAAUGGAUUAGGGAAAGGAAUUCAUAGUGUUAUAGGUGGUAUACAUAAUUUGAAAGAAAGCGAAGCAACUCGUGAAAAGUUAUCGCAGAUUAAAACGGCCGUUUCGGAGGUUGCAAAUAUUCGGUCGAUUCAACAAACUCGACAAAAAACCGCAGAUCUCACUUCUCAGGCUUGGUCCAACAUAAGCAAAGGAAUUUCCUCCUGGUCCUACAAGUCAGUCCCAACAGCAGAGACGUCGGAAACACCAACUAUCAAUACUGCAAUAUCACCGACAACAUCUCCAGGUACAACAUCUCCGACCUCGUCAAUAUCAAAAGAUCUUAUUUGGUCAGCUAUAAAUUCAGAUCUUGAUAGUGAAAAAAAACUAUCGAUUGACAAAGAUGACUCCAUCAACGAAAAAAAUUUUAAUAAUGAAAAGAUUGAAGGUGUGUUAGCAGGAUCUCCAAAAGAUGAAUUCGAAGAACAAUUGGUUUACGUUAUUGGUGAUGAUUUUGAUCUUGAAAACUUGGACCUUAAACGUACUUAUACUUUUGAAGAGUUUGAGUGGAUUAAUGAACAGCUUAAAAAAAAUUCAAUCGAAAUUGAUGGGCAACCCGUAGACCUCUUUGAAUUCAAAGAUAAUAAACUUGUACCAAUGCCACUGACUCCUAUAAAAUUUGAGGCUGUUGUUUUGGAAAUUGUAGCACAACUGAGGAAUUGGAAUGUCAUGACUGGUCAAAAUGGUAUUAUAACCUCAUCUCAAGGAGGAUUUAAUUUUAAUGUUGGUGGCAAAAAGACAAUUGAAGCUCCAGAUGUUGCAUUUGUUCCAAGGCGAGUAUAUGACAACUUGACUGAACAACAACGUAUAACCUUCAAGGGUGAACCAUUUUCCCCGAUUUUCGUUGUUGAAGUCGCAAACAUUACAAAAAGAUCAGUUUUCGAUAAAUUAGAUUCUAAAUUCAAAGACGAUUACCUUUCUGAAGAAUCAGCCGUCCAACUUGGAUGGCUGAUAGAUCCAGAAAAUAAAGAAGUUUUUGUAUACAAGAGGGGACGAAAUCGAUACCAUCAUGGAUGGAAAAACGUUGAUGGGGGUGAAACUCUGCCUAAAUUUAAAUUGAGAGUUCAAUUGAUCGAACAAGUCAUCGAU